UUUUAAUAUAUUUUUUAAAAACAUUGAAAAGAACAUUAAGAUUUAGAGGCAAACUCCAGAACUGUAAAGAAAAAAAAUGAAAGCUAAGAAAUUCCGUGCUUUUGGAGGGAGAAUUCGUCCGCCUCCCCCAACCCGGCGGAGUCCCUUCGCUGAGCGGUGGGGGGAUGAGUGAGAGCCUUGAGCCUGGCACCGAGUGAAGGCAGCUAUUGUGGUCUCUUGGUCCCGGGCAGGGAGGCUAAGUGCCCAAGGUUGCGACCCGGCCUGAGGCCCUGGGAAGGAGAAGCCCAGCGUCCCCGCUGUACCCUCUGCGACUGGCCUGGCGAGAGGGGUGGAGAGUGUCAAAGGCGGAGUCGGGAGCUCCGCCCCUUUUCUCCUGCUCAGGCUGAGCUGCGGCUCCGCGUGGUUCUCACAACUCGCAGCUCAGCCCCAGUGGACGUCAGGCAGCUCCAACUGGGCCGGCGCUGCAGGAAGAACCGCGAGCCUCAAAGGGGUCGACCAGCGACUUCUCCCUGGAAAAGAGCGAGGAACGCGCUCUGCAGGAAGAACUGGACUCCUCCGGCCUCCGAUUACCAGCCUGAGACUGAGAGCACCGGAGUCCCAACCCACAAGUGAGCGUCCCCAGGAGGACUAGUCGAGGUCGCCAUCCCAUGCGCCAUGGCCGCGCUCGCCCGCCGUCUGUGCCACAUCGCCUUCCACGUUCCCACCGGGCAGCCCCUUGCCCUGGACCUGCAGCGUUUCUUCGGCUUCCGACCCCUGGCGGCGCGGGAGGCGGACGGCUGGCGGCAGCUGGCCCUGCGCAGCGGCGACGCUGUUUUUUUGGUAAACGAGGGCCCGGGACCCGGGGAGCCGCUGUACGGCCUGCACCCGCGGCACGCGGUGCCGAGCGCCACGAACUUGUGCUUCGACGUGGCGGACGCCGGUGCCGCCGCCCGGGCGCUGGCUGCGCGGGGCUGCCGCGUUCUGGUGGCCCCUGUUAGCGUCCAGGACGCGCAGGGCGCCGCCACCUAUGGCGUGGUCAGCUCGCCCGCCGGCAAUCUCAGCCUGACCUUGCUGGAGCGUGCCGGGUACCGCGGGACCUUCCUCCCCGGCUUUGAGCCCGUACCCUCCGCGCCGGGCCCCAGCUGGGUCAGCCACGUGGACCAUCUGACCUUGGCCUGCACCCCCGGCAGCUCCCCCUCACUUUCGCGCUGGUUCCACGACUGCCUGGGCUUUUGCCACUUGCCGCUGAGCCCAGGUGAGGAUCCGGAGCUGGGCCUCGAGGUGGCAGCAGAGUCCGGGCCCGGGGGGCUGCGGCUUACCGCCCUGCAGACCCCACCAGGCAGCAUUCUUCCCACCCUCGUGCUGGCUGAGUCCCUGCCGGGGGCCGCCGGAGGACAGGACCAAGUGGAGCAGUUCCUGGCUCGGCACAGGGGGCCGGGCCUGCAGCACGUGGGGCUGUAUACGCCCAACAUCGUGGAGGCCACCGAGGGGGUGGCAGGGGCCGGGGGCCAGCUCCUAACUCCCCCUGAGGCAUACUACCAGCAGCCAGGCAAAAAGAGACAAAUCCUAGCGGCAGGGCGGGAGCCUAGCCUUCUGGCCCGACAAGGAAUCCUGCUAGAUGGUGAUAAAGGCAAGUUUCUGCUUCAGGUCUUCACCAAGUCCCUUUUUGCUGAGGACACCUUUUUCCUGGAACUGAUUCAGAGGCAGGGGGCCACAGGCUUUGGCCAGGGCAACAUCCGGGCCCUGUGGCAGUCCGUGCAGGAGCAAGCUGCCAGGAGCCAGGAAGAUUGAGGAGGGCCAUAGCCACCAGUCCUGCAGCUCUGGGCUAGCUGAAGCUGAGAACUGCAGGAGGCGGAGCCAGUGAAAGGCUUUCCCCGGGGCCAGGUGUGACCUGCUCUUCAGUAACUGCCAGAAAUUGAGUCUCUCACUGGACUCCAAAGGGAGAACAUUUUUAAAACUAUAGACCAUUUCUUACAAACAACUUAUAUCUAAUACAUACACACAACAUAAGGAAUAAAAGAAUUUCAC
Molecule: messenger RNA, 2007 nt
Organism: Lemur catta (Ring-tailed lemur)
Lineage: Eukaryota; Metazoa; Chordata; Mammalia; Primates; Lemuridae
Gene: HPDL
Product: 4-hydroxyphenylpyruvate dioxygenase like
Exons: 1
Coding region: 655-1770 (371 amino acids)
Biological process (GO): aromatic amino acid metabolic process
Molecular function (GO): 4-hydroxyphenylpyruvate dioxygenase activity
Source: RefSeq, a predicted model, not a curated record